AUGGAUGACUAUGUCGGUGACCGUUCGUUCGACUCCAGAAUGGACUGGACUCCUCAGAAAGCAGACCCUCCUUUCAAUCCCUAUCCCGGCCAGUAUAUGCCCGGCGGUUGGCCAGCCACCCCUCCUCCCCAAACCACUGGUGUCUUCGCAAGACCUCGACCACCAGGCGUGCUUUUUCCAGCGGCUAAGAGAGUCUGCCACGGUCUAGCUUCCACCAGCCAGACGGUUGUCGACACUGCGGCGGUUCCCGUGUAUGGAAUUGUGAGACGAGUCAGAAGACAACAACACAUCAGACAGUCAACACCACAGCGUCCGACACGCACGCAGCCACAUACCCGAGCUACAGCACCACUGACAGAGUCACCAUGGCUUCGCGCGAAUGCCUAUCACGAUGCUCAACUUGCAGCAAUGCAGGCUCAAGUAGUGACAUACAGCCCUGAGAUUACAGAGACACAGGCUGAGUGGGAUCUGCCAGACAUUAAUCAAGUUCAAGACCCAGCAACCGAUGAGUCCAAGCCAUACAUCAUGUGGAACAAGCGUCGCCGGCGUCCUCAUCGUUCGGUCACCCGUCCUCAUCCCGCGCUUCCUCCUCAAAAUUCAAUCAAGAGACUCUACGGCAUCCCCGAUCUCAUCCCAAAGAGUACUGUCGGCAAGAACAGAAGUCCAAUUGGCAGCAAGGAAGCUCCAACAAACAAAAAGAGAAGCCCUGCAAGUCCCGAGAGAAAGCUCGAUGGCACUCUUGAGAGUACUAUGUCAUGGCAAGACGCAGUCGACAGCGUUUCGACUCCAUCCGGCCCUCGUCCAGCAAUCCGCGGACAGGUCAGCGAUCCUACAUCUGUAGACACGGCCCUCCUGCAGGCUAGCACGGACACGAGGCACGGACCUUCUGGUUUCCCACGGUUCAUCUCCUUGUCUACAAACACAACAUCUGCAAACAGCAGCACAAAAUCAGCAGCCCCUCCCAAUGGAAUCAAUCUCACCAAUUUCCAUUCAAACUCCUCUGUGCAGCAUACUGACGCUGAAACACCUCCCGCAAUCAAUACCUCUCUCUCAACGUCAUCCCAGCAGCUUGUCGAUGCCACUGAAUCAGCCAGUACGCAAGCCUCAAAUUCCCACGUCACAGACCAGCAGCUCGUUGAAUAUCUUCGAGCAAUUCGAGAACUGGAAACCUACCCCACAGACUUCCUGCAGCAGUCAGCAGACUUCGAAUCAGACUUCGACUCAGAGACCAAUACAGAAACCGAGAUUGACAGUGACAGAAACCCUGAGCCAGAUUCGCUUCCAGCCCUCUUACACCCCAAUACGAUACAGCAGCAAGGCGAUAUUGAAUCGACCAAUGCGCUGGACAUCUUCAACCCAAACACAACACAGCAGCAAGACGAUCUUUCGAUCUAUGCGCUGGACCUCUCACUACCUGACACCACACAGCUGCAAGCCGAUCUUUCGACCCAUGCGCUAGAUCUGUCACUUCCCGACACUACACAGCAGCUGGUUGAUUCUGCAUCGACUACUGCGCUGAGUAUGUCUCCUUCGGAAGGUUUACAGCCACAAGUUGAUGUUGGACUCACUUCUGCGCUGAACACCUCCCCUUCAAAAUCAUCCCAGCCGCUCGUUACCAUUUCCAACGGAACUAAAGCGCUGACCCCCCACCCCAUCAUCAAGGCUAAAGCCGAACCUCUUGUAUCCUUAUCUCCCAGUUCAAAUACUGGCGAGUAUUUCACCCCUCCACGCAUCAGACAUCGUCGCGUCGAAGUCUUGUCAUCGGCUCGAAAAUCUCCUAAUAAUUUUCUUAUCACUGAAUCUCCCGAAUCCGACAUCUCCUCCUCAUGCCCAUUCUCUCCUGGCAAUCCGGGAUGGGACCUUCCUAACAUGAACGGUCUGCAACCCCCAAGUGAGAUUGAAACCGGAUCUGAGUUUCUCAAUAUCAACAAUACCAUGCACGAAUCAAUUCAUCACGAGAAGUCGCAACCCAAUCUGUCUCUAAAUUCCCACUGCGGAUCUGUUACACCUCUCCCCUCCAUACGUGUAACAGGCGGUGGCUCCCCCAUUCCAAACAGAGAACCAUCCACAGAUCUUGGGCGUGAUUCUUCAGUUGCAACAGGCAUCCCCAUUGAUCCAUUGUUGUUCGAAUCACCAGGACUUCUCACCAUUGAUGACAAUGAAAUCCAAACUGCAGACACAAGAGAUGCUAAAGUUGUUGUCACACAACCGAUCAGCCUUCUUAAUCCGAACAGUCUCUCCAGCAACGUUGAUGAGACGCAAGAAAGUGGCCCAGAGACACAACAGCGUGAUCCUGAGGUACAAAUUAGUGAUCCAAAGACACAGCAAACUGGUCUGGAGACACAACAUAGUGGUCCAGAGACGCCACAAGGAAACAUUAUUUCGAUCGAGCAAGACCUCUACGAUCUUUUUGAUCCAUCAGACCUCUCCGAUUCUAUCAUAGUCAUUGAUUCACCCAUCAAGACUCCUUCAAACCCACCACCUAGAACACCUGAAAAAGCGCAUCGAGAGAGAGAGAGUGGCUUAUUGGACUCAGGGACAAAGCAAUCACAGCUCACAGAAUCAUCACCAGUGACACCAGAGCGAGCUUUAGCCCAGCUCAACCUAGAUGAAACAUUUGAUCCAAGUACAUCCACCCCAAAAGCUGGUCUACAUUCUGAUGCUAGAGACAAAAGAGUGACAAGAGCAGAGGCCAAACGAUUAGAAUUGUUGAAAGAAGUGCAGCAAUAUAGCAUUGGCCCAUUGGAUGAAGAGUGGGAGAGUCGGAUUCAAACCGCAUUGAAGAACGGUCAUGACAUGUACAAGGCCACAGAUCUGUUACGCGUUGUGCCUUUGAGAGCAGGUCAUGGCACAGAUAACUGGUUGAAUGACGAGGUCAUUAACGGAUACCUAAAACUGGUCACUGCACAUGGAAAGCGGAACAACCGUCCUGCGCAAACCCCGACACAUCACGCGUUUGCUUCAUUCUUUUACACCAACCUUGCAAGCAAGGGAUAUGAAAGUGUCAGGAGAUGGGCAUUGAAAGCAAAAAUUGGAGGCAAGAAUCUGUUGGAAACCGAACAAGUCUUCAUUCCAAUCAAUAGUGGUAUGCACUGGACACUGUGCGUUGUGUCAGGAAAAGAAAAGACCAUCACACACUACAACAGCCUGAGUGGCAACGGCCAGGGAUACGUGAACACGAUCAAGGAUUGGGUGAAAACGGAGUUGGGAACCCACUUCGUGGAGAGUGAAUGGGCUGUCAGAGCCAGAGGAGAAUCGCCCCAACAGGCGAAUAUGGAUGACUGCGGUGUGUUCGCCAUUACGAGCGCCCGCCAGAUAAUGUUGGGACUGGCUCCAACGAGCUACAAUGCCAGCCAGAUCCCACUGCAACGAAAGCGAAUCAUCGCUGAACUGAUCAAUGGAGAACUGAUCAAGAGUAACGAGCAAUGA
This is a messenger RNA of Exophiala bonariae, 3429 nucleotides long. RefSeq lists its product as uncharacterized. The record is from RefSeq and is a predicted model, not a curated record. The coding region runs from base 1 to 3429 and encodes 1142 amino acids. Gene Ontology annotation, cellular component: nucleus. Gene Ontology annotation, biological process: protein desumoylation; proteolysis. Lineage: Eukaryota; Fungi; Ascomycota; Eurotiomycetes; Chaetothyriales; Herpotrichiellaceae. Gene Ontology annotation, molecular function: deSUMOylase activity. The transcript has a single exon.